Molecule: messenger RNA, 2855 nt
Organism: Triplophysa rosa
Lineage: Eukaryota; Metazoa; Chordata; Actinopteri; Cypriniformes; Nemacheilidae
Gene: ptx3b
Product: pentraxin 3, long b
Exons: 3
Coding region: 136-1407 (423 amino acids)
Biological process (GO): innate immune response
Molecular function (GO): complement component C1q complex binding
Source: RefSeq, a predicted model, not a curated record
CUGAAGCUCGAUGAGGGACGGAGGAGAAGGGAUUGUUCAGUAUCAACGCAGGAAGAAGCCACGAGGGAGAUAGUGGCUGUGGAACAUCUGAUUUUCUGACAAGUAAUCUUAUUACAUUCAGAGACAGAGACAAACAUGCACACCGGCAUAAAAAUCAGAAUGGAUGCGUUGGCCCUCUGUCUGUGCUGCAUUUUGAGUGGGAAUGUGUUUGGUUAUGAAUACGGAGAGGAGUAUCAAGAUUCCUAUUAUAAUUCAAUCUCUAAUGGUGAGCCAAGACCCACCCAAACCCCCUGUCAAUCACAGGAUCUCACACGCUGGAAUAACCUGUUUACCAUGCUGGAAAACUCUGAGAUGAAAGACAACAUGCUCCUGCAACACACUGAAGAUAUGGCGGGGCAGAUGGACGGCAUCCGGAAAGAGCUCAAGCACAUUUCCAACAACAAAGCAUGCGUCCAAGCCAUAGAGAACACCUGCAAAUGUAUAAACGAGCAGAUGAACCUCAAGCUGGAACAAGCCGUGAAGCACCUCAGAGAGGUCGCAGAUAAGUAUCAAGCCCAAAACAGUGAGAAACUAGAUCAGCUCAUCCAAUUCGCCAGGAACCAAGCCACCCGGUUCACCAAACUUGAGAGCAGAGUAGGUUCGGGUCAGGUGGCCAUGAAAGCUUUCCCCGCGUACCCAAAGGAGCAAGAGUCAAGCGGUACGGCUGGCGGGAAGCUCGAGAGAACCCUUCAAAUGAUACAUAUGCAGUUGGCUUCUUCCCAAAGAGCAACUGCACACCGCUAUCUGCCCUCAGGCUGCGAAAUGGCCAUCUUAUUUCCAAUGCGUUCCAAACACAUCUUUGCAGAGGUGACGCCAUCCACAUCCUUCUCACGGUCACUCACAAUCUGCCUGUGGGCAAAGGUGACCCAGGCUCUGAACAGAACGGUGCUUUUCUCUUACGGCACUAAGAAAAUCCCACAAGAGCUCCAGCUUCUUGUAGCAAAGCGCUCUUUGAUGCUCACGGUGGGCGGUGAGACCCAUCUAGUGGAAGCUGAUGGGAUAGUAACAGAUGGGCAGUGGGUACACGUGUGUGCCGCCUGGAGCUCAGAACAGGGACUGGCUUCUUUGUGGAUGAACGGAGAGAAAGUGGCCAGCGUCCCUGGCGUAGCCGAGGGCCACGUUUUGCCCGGAGAUGGAUUCAUCCUGCUCGGACAGGAGCGCAGCCGGUCGGUGAGUUAUCAGGAUGUGGACUCAUCGGUUGCUUUCACCGGAAAGAUGACAGGGGUGAACGUGUGGGACCACGUGCUGGAGCCAGAAAGGAUUAAAGAGUACGCCAAUCCGGAGGGAUCAUGUGAUAGUCGCGGGAAUGUGAUCGGAUGGGGCGUGUCAGAGAUCAUUCCACAUGGAGGCGCUCAAUAUGUCAACUGAUACCGAACUCUAUAUUCUCAUAACAAUUCUGUACAUUAAGAGGUUUUAUAUUGUAUAUUAUCAAUGAUUUUGUAUUGACCUCAGUAUAUUAUAAUACUGCUUUGCAGUAAUCCAAACAAAGGGAGCUGCUAUCAAAACUUAAAACAGUGGACACAAAACUCGUUUUAAUAGACUUCAUUCUUUUUUAUUGCAACAAUUGCAUUGACAUGCCACUAAAUUUUGUUGAAAGUGUGGAAAGCUAAUAAAUGUUAGCGGUGUGGCUCACUUAGCCUUAUUAAUGAGCUACAAAUAGCAGAACAGCUUUUCUGUUCUUCCAAAACAUACAUUUGAAUGACUUAAGGUGGGGCGAGUCUGGACUGAAGCGUGUCGGACAUGACUGUUUACAUUGUUCACCGGUAAUUUGAAACAGAUUGUUCCUCUCGUGUAGUUUAGUAGGGGUUUACGAUGUUCGGUUGGCUUUUUGCUGCAUAGGUGAUGCUGGAAUUUGACUGUAUUGCCAGACCUCCAGUCUGACCACAAACAGUUCAAAAUAAACUCAAGCAAGGCGUGUGCUUAAACCAGAGUCCCAGCAACUCAACUAUGAAAUUACACAUCAAAUGUAUUUUAAAGCAAGCUGUACUUUCCAGUGGUGAUAGCGGUAGAAGUUCAAACUAGUCCACCCACUUUUGAAAAUAAAGGUGCUUAAAAGGUCCUCACAGCGAUGCCAUAGAAGAACCAUUUUUGGUUCCACAAAGAACCAUUCAGCCAAAGGUUCUCUGAUACUAUAAUCUGAACUUUUUCGAAUGUUAAAGGUUCUUUAUGGAACCAAAAUGUUCUUCUGGCAUCUUUUAAGAGUGUAUAUAUAUACACACCACCAUUCAAAAGUCUGGGUCAUUAACUCAUUUCUUAUUUAUAUUUGACCACAUUUUAUAGAACUAUUGAAUAACAAAUGGGAAUCAUGUUAUGACUCCAAACUCCCAAAUCCGAAUUUAAUCUAUCUUUUUUAUUUAUCACCUAUAGUAUCUAUAUAGUAUAAUCCAACAUCUUAGCCAUUCUUACAAGUAGCCACUAGUCACCCUUUGCCUGCCAAGACUCCAAUUUAAAGACCCCAGACUACAACAGCGUAGACCUACUCGCAUGUUUAUUUGAGAUGUACAAAACAAAAGUGUUACAAAUGGUGUCAGAACUAUUCUACAUACAGAUUUAAAUCCCCAACAAAACACAAGGUUACAAUCUCUAAAAGGGUGCUAGAAAAGGUUUUUAUUGCCAUGGAAGAACUAUUUUUGGUUACCCAAAUAACUAUUCUUUAAAGAACCGUUUUUUUUUUCUUUUCAUAGUCUAAAGAGUCUUUUUUCCUCUACAAUAAACCGCUUCUUAUGCACGUUUUUAAUCAGUGUAUGACAAUGUUCAAUAUAUUGAAUGUGCACAUUAUCGACUGAGUGAGUUUCAAAUGUACAAUAAAAAUGUUU